GCUAUCUUUAUUGGUUUUGGACCAGGAUUCAAGUUUCAUACUCAAGUUGAUCCAUUUGAAAACAUUGAAGUGUAUAACUUAAUGUGUGAUUUGCUUGAUUUGAAACCAGCCCCAAACAAUGGAACUCAUGGACGCCUAAACCAUCUUUUAAGGAACCCUGUUUACAGCCCCCACCAUCCCAAAGAAACAAGUCAUCCUUCUGAAUGCUCUGUGGUGGGACAAAGAGCCUUUUCAGUGAGCCUGGGCUGCUCCUGCAGGACAGCGGGCUUGCCAAUAAGGGAUUUUCAUCAGCAUUUAAAUCUCACUGAAACAGAAGUUAAGAAAUCAGAGAAGCUUACUUUGCCUUAUGGGCGGCCCAGGGUUCUGCAGAAGAAACAUAAUUACUGUCUCCUUUACCAUUACCGCUAUGUGAGUGGAUACAGCAAGGACUACAGGAUGCCUCUGUGGAGUGCAUACACUGUUAACAAAGAUGACAAAUGGGUUUCUACUGCAGAAGAUACCUCCAGCUGUUUACACAAGGAUGUUCGUAUUUCUUUUAAUCAUAACCAGACAUGUUUGUUUUACAACAAUCAUCCUCGCCUAACUUAUGGAUUCCUUUCUCCUCCAAAUUUUAUGAUGGAUGCAAAGAAACCUCACUAUGAUGCCUUACUUACGAGCAACAUUAUGCCAAUGUAUCCUGCAUUUAAAGUGUUAUGGAACUACUUCCAUCGAUCCCUGCUACCUGAGUAUGCUGCAGCCAGGAAUGGUGUCAAUGUAGUCAGUGGUCCUGUGUUUGAUUAUGACUCUGAUGGGCUCUAUGAUACCCCAGAAAAGGUGAAAAGACACCCCAAUAAUUCAGAAGUUUCAGUUCCAACUCACUUCUUCAUUGUGCUGACUAGUUGUAAAAAUACUUCUGAAACUCCUCUGGAGUGUGAGGGAUCUCUAGAUGCCUUGUCUUUCAUUGUGCCUCACAGAGAAGACAACAGUGAAAGCUGUGCAGAUGGCAAGUCUGAGUCCAUGUGGGUUGAAGAGAGAAUGAAAUUUCAUACCGCUCGGAUCAGAGAUAUAGAAUUAAUUACUGGACUCAGCUUCUAUCAAGACAGAAAACAGCCAGUAUCUGAGAUUUUACAGUUAAAAACAUAUUUACCAACUUUUGAAACGGUCUGAUUUUUCCUAUGGAAUGUUGUUGUCCAUUUCACAACUGAUUUGCAAAUAGACUGUUUUUAAUUAAUGAAAACAAUUUUUAAAAAUAAGCUGGGACAUUUAUUGAGAACUCUUGACCAAAAUGCCAGUAAGGAGGAGAGUGGGUACCAUAUUUGUAUCUCAGGGACUCCUGAUGGACUAUGUGUAUAGCACAGGAUGGCAGCUUCCGUCAUUCCCACUUGAAUGUGGUAGAACCAUGUCCAUUAUUAAAUGCUAACAGCAUUUGAUCGUCACAGUCUGAGACACGAACAAAAAAAUUGCAUUUUAUAUGCACUGGAGAGGGAGGAGUUUAUAAAGCAUGGAGUUAUGAU
Messenger RNA from Mesitornis unicolor (brown roatelo), 1493 nucleotides. Its product is annotated as ectonucleotide pyrophosphatase/phosphodiesterase family member 1-like. Gene Ontology annotation, biological process: inorganic diphosphate transport; nucleoside triphosphate catabolic process; ATP metabolic process. Gene Ontology annotation, molecular function: phosphodiesterase I activity; dinucleotide phosphatase activity; nucleic acid binding. The transcript has 9 exons. Gene Ontology annotation, cellular component: cell surface. The annotation marks the transcript as partial. The record is from RefSeq and is a predicted model, not a curated record. Lineage: Eukaryota; Metazoa; Chordata; Aves; Mesitornithiformes; Mesitornithidae.